Molecule: messenger RNA, 435 nt
Organism: Aspergillus candidus
Lineage: Eukaryota; Fungi; Ascomycota; Eurotiomycetes; Eurotiales; Aspergillaceae
Exons: 1
Coding region: 112-375 (87 amino acids)
Source: RefSeq, a predicted model, not a curated record
AUCCAUGUUAGGAGUGACAUAACCUUUUGGACUCGAGGGACAGCGCUUCUUCUAUAUCUUUCUUUCUUUAUUUUUUCCACGCCAUCUGCUUCUCCUGAUUGCAUUGCAUAUAUGCAUAUUUCUGGGCCGUCGGUGAAUCCAUUCGAUAAAGGAACUAGGCGCCACUCUUAUCAUCUAUCAUCUAUCUUUUCUUAUUUAUUCUUUCUUUUUUCGUCAUUUUGGUAUUGUAGAUUGAUGAGAUGUCUUGCAUUUAAUAUACCGAGCAUUUCACUUUUCCUUUCUCUUUGCCUUGGUUUGCGUGUGGGCAUAUCCAUGCUUUUACGGUUUUGUCAUACACAACUUGCAAUUAUCUCUCUCUCUCUCUUUGCUCUUUAACUGGAUUCACCCUUCCAUAACUUCAACACAAUGGCCAAAUUUCACAUAAUGGUGGGAAGA